Stylophora pistillata is the source of this 2008-nucleotide messenger RNA. Its product is annotated as endosomal/lysosomal proton channel TMEM175. Lineage: Eukaryota; Metazoa; Cnidaria; Anthozoa; Scleractinia; Pocilloporidae. The record is from RefSeq and is a predicted model, not a curated record. Gene Ontology annotation, molecular function: proton channel activity; potassium channel activity.
UCAAGCAUGGAACGUCUGUCACCCGGGUGUCAUGUGAGAGGAAUAAUGUCUAACACUUACUGAUUCGAAUGAAAGGUGGAAGUAUGGCGGACCAGCGCGAUUUGGUGCAUCUCAACCGCUUAAAGUGCUUCAACGACGCUGUUUUUGCCAUAGUAUCUACCAUUUUGAUUCUUCCCAUCCGUAGACUUGAAGAAAAAUCCAGGGAAGACCUUGAAACUCAGCUGGAGAAACGAUGGGUACAGCUUGUAGUGUAUUUCAUAUCGUUUCUUGUUAUUUGCUCUGUCUGGGAAUCCCAUGUGCACCGUUUUAAGAUUCUUGCCCAUGUAGACGAUGUGUUAGUGUGGCUCAACCUUACUUCUCUCAUGUUUACCUCGUUUUUACCGUUUGGGUGUGCACUGGAGGGCAGUUAUCCGACAAAAUACCUUCCUUUAGUGCUAAUUUGUGGUGACAUGUUACUUGUAGAACUUCUCGAAGUGGCCAUGAUUUACUAUUCCUUUCAUCAUGAUUACUUACUGAUAGGCGAGCUAAACGACCUAUCCAAAGAAGAACAGAAGGAAAGGAGAAAUUAUAUGUUGGCGAAGAAACUUCUUAAUCCAAUGCUGUAUAUUUUGGCUGGAUCUCUGAGUCUUUUCAAUUCCGUUACUUCAUGGGUUGUGAUUUCUAUUGUUAUAAUCACGCCAUGCAUCCAUCGUCUAAUUGGCUUAAUCUUUCGAAAAUGCAAGUUUGUUCGCGUGGCUGGAGCAGAUUUCGAUCUUAUGUUCGGUAACUACAUCGACACAGAGCGGGUAGAAUGUUUCAGUGAUGGAGUAUUCUCGAUUGUCGCAACGCUGCUGGUAUUGGACAUUACAACAGAGAGUUUCCCAUCUGCUACGGAUGUCACGCGAAAUGGAAUCGAUUUAACUGUACUGCAGAUGUGGCCGAAGUUCUUGGUGUAUGCUGAAAAUUUCAUUGUGAUUGCUCUCUUGUGGUUUAUCCAUCACUCUCUCUUCCACUGCAUCAAAAAAAUGAAUCAAUUCAUGUUGGUUUGCAACAACAUUUCCCUGGCUUUCGUUGGUUUCUUUCCCUGUAUGGUUGCCAUUUUGAACAAGUUUGCUGACGAGCCCAAGAAACCAGAUGACAACACAAGGCUUGCUGUGCAGUGUGGCUCAGUGGUCAUAUUUAUGACAAGUAUGUUUCAAGCUGCUGUAUUUGUCGCUGCACUGUGGAAAGGUCCAACCCAUCUGGAACCAAAGGUGAACCCAGCUGUCUCCAAAACAAGUCACUACCAUUUGACCUUAAAACUUGCCAUUUUACCUGUUAUUAGUCUUUCAGCAUACUACAUUGCAAUUACAGCAAGUGAUUUCAUAAUCUAUGUUGCUUACCAUGUUGCUGUAUUUGUAACUCCAUUUUUGUUCUUUGCACUUAAAUUCUUUUGGGGAGGUAGGGAAGUGGGUGUUUUGAGACACGAUGUUGCCAUGGAUCCUGACUUGGAAACCUGGGUCCCUCCCCCACACAGAAGCAGAUUGCGUCUCCAAAAGAAUUUUGUAGGAGACACCACCUUAUCACAGUCAUUAGCAUGCUGAGUAAAUGUCAUCCAGUUUCAGACUUAGGAUGGUCCAAAAUAGUUUUGCGAUGUUUUGGCUUUUACUGAAAAGAGGUAGAAGAGCCCAGAACACUUCAUCACAAUAGAAUGUGCUGCAGCUUAGAGUAACCUUGAAACAUGAAAAUGUGUGAUUUAGAAUUGUGCACACAAUAACUAGUUAUUUUUUAGGUGAAAAGCAGCUGAAAUGUGUAAAUAUUAGCUAACUCACAUGUAUGUUAACUUGGUAGUCUAGAAAUGCAAAAAUAUGGAAAUCUGAAAAUCUGAAAAUAAUGAGUCUUGAGCUACUCACAUUUAUCUUAACUUGGCAAUGUGGAAAUGAGUCUUAAGCCUACUCACAUUUUGUGUUAACUAAUGGUAAUGUUACUUUGUUCUUAUUAACCAAGUGGGAGGUCUAUAUGGAAGAAUCUUGACCGAGGUCUCCAGUAC